Hermetia illucens (black soldier fly) is the source of this 1254-nucleotide messenger RNA. It is a transcript of the gene Stlk, whose product is annotated as putative serine/threonine-protein kinase STE20-like. The coding region runs from base 88 to 1152 and encodes 354 amino acids. Gene Ontology annotation, molecular function: protein serine/threonine kinase activator activity; ATP binding; protein kinase activity. The record is from RefSeq and is a predicted model, not a curated record. The transcript is spliced from 4 exons. Gene Ontology annotation, biological process: protein phosphorylation. Lineage: Eukaryota; Metazoa; Arthropoda; Insecta; Diptera; Stratiomyidae.
ACAUAUUUCGGGUUGACAGCAUCACUUGGCGAUUUGUUUACACUUUUGAUUUAUUGCCGUCCGAAAACUGGCUCCGCGAUUAUAAAAAUGUUCGGUUUCAAUCCAAACGAUUACGACCUGAAAGUUGAAUUAUCAAAAUGUUGCAACAAUAUCGGAACCGUGUUUCUGGCUCAAUACCGACCCACAGCGGAGUAUGUUGCUGUGAAAAAAUAUCGAAUGGACAAGGCCAAGGAGGAGAACAAUCUAAUCCGUGACGAAAUAUUAACGAUGAGAAAUUUGAAUCACCCAAAUAUUCUGUCGUUUUACACGGCCUUCGUGCAUGAUUUCGAGGUGUACUUGGUCGCGCCGCUCAUGUGCUAUGGGAGCUGCAAGGACACAAUCGGCAAUUGCUUCACAACAGGUUUCCCCGAAAUAGUAGUUUCUCUGAUAUUACGUGAUGUUCUUUGUGGACUGGAAUAUCUCCACCGGAAAGGAUACAUCCACCGGUCGAUCAAAGCCAGCCACAUCCUCCUAAAUCAAUCGAAAGCGGUUCUCGGUGGAUUCCGAAGCUGCACUAGUUUAGUGUCACAUGGAGAACGCGUCCGCGCGCUACACAAUCUGGCCCCGUGCAGUAGAAAGAGUUUGAACUGGCUCGCACCGGAAGUCUUGGAACAGAAUCUUUUAGGUUACACAGAGAAAUCAGACAUUUACAGUAUUGGCAUUACAACCUGCGAAUUGGCCAACGGGGUUGAACCCUUCGGCGACUCACAAACAACAUUUAUGUUAAUGGAAAAGAUUCGGGGAAAUCAACCAACUCUUUUAGAUGACUCAACGUGUCCCACCGAGGAGAUACUUGCUCAAGUAGGUGACGUUGUCAUGGGCGAACAGUUUGCUGCGAAGGCACAUCAAAUUUACAGUCAAAGAGCAUUUUCGGAUAUUUUCCAUAAAUUCGCGGAAAUAUGCAUGGCUCGACAGCCCAGUGACCGCCCGACUGCCGCUCAACUCUUAAACCAUUCGUUUCUGAAGCAGAGUAAAAACUCGUCGCUGUACGAGCAGCUCAUUAAUUUCGGUAUCGAAAUAGCGGAUUAUUCGAAACUGAGAGACGAGAGUAUCGGCGUAUGCGAAGAACUAGGCGAUAUGAGCAUCAAUGGAAAUUUCGAAUGGGAUUUCUAGAAUCAAUUCUUAUAGACUAUGACCGUUAAGAUUUGCCAUAUUGUUUAGUUGUCUGUUCUGUUUAGCCAAAAUAUGUAAAUAGUUUUUCAAUAAAUUUUUAGA